CAAUAGCACAAAUCACACCCCUAGAACUUCAAAUCCUUGGUCUGGACCCAUUGUCAAUGAUCCAUCAAACCAGCGCUUCCCGGGUAGCUUCACCUCUUCUCCAGAGUUUUUAGUAAUGCAGAACUCCGGACACCAGCACCAUGAUAAUACAACAUUCAUUCCCGAGAACUCUACUUUAUCACAUUCAGAAACAGUAGAUGAUAGAACGUUUUGUUAUCCUCAAGAACUGUGGUGUCUUCCGCUUGAGGAUGACAACCUAAGUCAAGCAUAUAUUCGGAGCCAGUGCGGACAGCCUUUGUGGUAUAACCCAGGUGAAUUGCAUCCGUCCUUGCCGAUGUCACAGUCGUCGAUGGAACCAAUACCUAUCAUGAUGCCGUCUCAAGAACAAUCGGACCUUUUUGAAUGCGCGUGGAUUGAAGAUGGUAAACGAUGCGGCCAUUCCAUUUCGAGUGACAAACGCAAACUUGGCAUGCAUCUUAGCGACUCUCACGGUAUACACGGAAAGGACAAGAAAGAGGUUGUUUGCUCCUGGCAGGGUUGCAACCAACCAAUGCAAAGAGGCGCCAUUGGGCGGCACAUCAUUAGCCGCCAUCUACAAGUUAGAUGGACAUGCAAGUUUUGUCCCAAGAAUUAUUCUCGCCGCGACGCUAUGAAGAAACAUGCCAAGGACUGUCAAGCCUCAUAGGCUUAACCGCUGACAACCGGACUCUUUUCUUUUCAUGACUAACCCACCUAGUGUAAUGUGUUAUACCCUCACCGCUGCUGUAUUGCCACAACCUCGAACUUAUGGUAUGGAACUUUGCUAGUAUACCUAUGUAUCGAUAUUGACACUCCUUCAAUGAUGUAUUUGACUCGUUUUAUAAGGUAACAAUAAAAACUCGAUUUACUCAAUACUGGUCAAAGGAAAAGCGAUGACGACUUUAAAGGUGCCUUCAGGUACGUACCACUAGGAUCCUGAUCACA
Molecule: messenger RNA, 963 nt
Organism: Suillus bovinus
Lineage: Eukaryota; Fungi; Basidiomycota; Agaricomycetes; Boletales; Suillaceae
Exons: 4
Coding region: 116-685 (189 amino acids)
Source: RefSeq, a predicted model, not a curated record